AUGAACACGUCGACCUCCUCGAGCUCGUCGUCAUUAUCUCUUCUUGCGGAUCCCCUACCACGAUCAAUGGAUGGACCAGCAAUGGACUACUUCCUAAUCGAAGUCGUUCAGACGUUGCGCCAUUCCUCUAGCAUUGCCGCCGCUCGUGCUAAAAAGGUAGAGGAAGAAAUGAUAGCGUCCGGUCUGAUUACCGCUCCUCCCCCACCGCCUCCAACUCUCAAAGUCAAAAAGGAGGUUCAGCGAGAAUCGUUGGGUAGCAUCGUUUCGCAAACGCAAAAUAUCUCAGGAAAGGUCGCAAUAGAUGAAGAAGAAGAGGGUAUACGGGCCAGACUAGAAGCAAUCGGUCUACAUGUAGGUGCAAAUAUCACAGAGCGUCUAUGUCAUGAUCGACCCGUCUUCACGGACACGUUGGACAUCAUCAAAUUCAUAUGCAAGGACCUAUGGGCCAUCUGUUGGGACAAGCAAGUUGAUAAUCUCCGAACGAAUCACCGAGGAGUAUAUGUUUUGCAGGAUAAUACUUUCAAGCCUAUAUCUCGAUUCUCCUCUUGGGAAGGUCGCCCCGACGCUACGAGACGAGCAAGACUCUAUGUAGCUAUGUCCGCGGGGAUUCUUCGUGGAGCGCUAGCGAGACUGGGCAUACAGGCUAUGGUUGUCCCAGAGGUAAACUUACCGCAAUGUACCUUUCAAGUCAAGUUACCGAAGAGCACUUGA
Molecule: messenger RNA, 711 nt
Organism: Heterobasidion irregulare TC 32-1
Lineage: Eukaryota; Fungi; Basidiomycota; Agaricomycetes; Russulales; Bondarzewiaceae
Exons: 5
Coding region: 1-711 (236 amino acids)
Biological process (GO): regulation of GTPase activity; endoplasmic reticulum to Golgi vesicle-mediated transport
Cellular component (GO): cis-Golgi network; trans-Golgi network; TRAPP complex
Source: RefSeq, a predicted model, not a curated record